AUACAUACGAUCAACACAUAACUUUGAGCCAUCUUCCUAUUUCACAGUCCAACAGUAAACGUUGGCUACAAGUUGUUAUUCAGAAAUAAUUUUCACCGCAAGAUGAACAUUAUCUACGCAAAAGGAAUAGUAGUUUUGAUAGUUCUUGCAUGUGUGUUACACACAAACUGUGCAAGAACUGAAAAAUCAUCAUCGAAACUCGGCAAUAAUAGUAAAUUAAAAAAAUCAACUUCAAAUUUAUCAAAUGACGAAAAAAACAAUGGUUCGAUUGAACAAAUGUUAUUAAAUAUUGCCACUAUAAUCCAAGGUUGUAUAGACGAAAAAACCAUGAAUAAUAAGGAAUUUAAAACAAAACUGGACAAUUUAUACAAGAAUUUGGUAAAUAAAAAGAUAAAAAAUAAGUUAAAAACAUACACGAAAAAAGCGAUGAAGAUUAAACAACAAUACGAGGAUGACGUCAAAGUAUUGGAGAUAAUGAAAAGUGGGGCAGGUAGCGAAAAUAGUAAAACUAAAAAUAAACCAAAAAAAAGUAAAUCGUUCAAAUAAUAAUACCCGAGAACGCAGUGUGGUUAAAUAUCCGUUACAAUAAUAUAUUAAUUCAUUAUAAACUAACUAUUAUAUUACCAUCCGAUUCAAAUGAUGUCAACAAUUUACAUUUAUAAAAUAUUUUGUUAAAUAACAGAUAACAGAUAAUAGAUAGUUUGGAUAGGAACAAGUUUGGAAUUAAGUAUAUACUAUCAAUAAUUAUUUCUCGUUCCAACUUAUAUCCAAUUUCAUGAUGGACCACUAAUAAUCAUAGUCAAUAUUCCAGUAAUCUUGUAUUGAGUUUUAUUCUUUGUAUACUGCAAAAGAAAUACAUUCAAUAAACAUUUUCACAGAUAACA
Rhopalosiphum maidis (corn leaf aphid) is the source of this 884-nucleotide messenger RNA. RefSeq lists its product as uncharacterized. The record is from RefSeq and is a predicted model, not a curated record. NCBI's taxonomy places the organism in Eukaryota, Metazoa, Arthropoda, Insecta, Hemiptera, Aphididae. The coding region runs from base 103 to 546 and encodes 147 amino acids. The transcript is spliced from 4 exons.